This is a messenger RNA of Mesocestoides corti, 264 nucleotides long. NCBI's taxonomy places the organism in Eukaryota, Metazoa, Platyhelminthes, Cestoda, Cyclophyllidea, Mesocestoididae. The record is from the annotation of a GenBank genome assembly.
AUGGAGGAAGAAGAAAUUGGUGGUGCUGGUGGUGGUGAUGGUGAUGGUGGUGGUGUGGUGGUUAUGGAGUUGGUGGUGGUGGCGGUGGCAGGGAUGGUAGAGGUGGAGGUGGCUGUGGUGGUGACGACGAUGAUGAUGGUGGUGGUGGCGGCGGUGGUGAGGCUAAUUUCAGAAUGGGCCGAAGCUCAAAGCGACACCUUCCGUGGACUUAUUCAAUUGUCGUCUAUAUCCCUACAAGACCCGAGCCUGGGGAUUCGAUCUUAG